AUGAAUGAUAGCAUAUAUUAUUCUCAGAUUGGUGGUGACAUUUGCACUUGUUACCCAGUACACAGCUUCAAUAUUACAGGGGAUGUGAUUACGAGUGAAGAACCAUAUGUUUCUGUACCAAACAAAGCUUUGGAUUCAAGAUGUGAGUGGUGUUUCACAUCAAGUAACCUUAAAAAGUGUUCUGCUUGUCAAGUAGUUUGGUACUGUGGGCGUACAUGCCAGAAGUCAGAUUGGAAUUUGCAUCGCCUUGAAUGCCAAUUGUAUUCGAAACUUGAUAAGGAUAGGCGGAAAUCUCUUACACCUUCUGUGCGUUUGAUGGUGAAAGUUUACCUACGAAGGAAGCUGCAAAAUGCAAAGAUUAUCCCAAGUACUGUGACUGACAACCACAAUCUCGUGGAGGCCUUGAUGGCUAACCUCGUCAACUUGAUACUCCAGUGGCCAGAGAUCAGUAUAAAAGAGACUGCAGAAAACUUUUCCAAGCUUGCCUGCAAUGCGCAUACCAUUUGUGAUAGUGAACUGAUACCACUGGGUACAGGACUAUUUCCCGUCAUUUCCAUUAUCAACCACAGUUGCUUGCCCAAUGCGGUUCUAGUAUUUGAGGGCAGGUUGGCAGUGGUGCGGGCUGUGCAACAUAUACCCAAAGGUACCGAGGUAAUAUGUCGUGUAUUUGGUUGA
This is a messenger RNA of Ilex paraguariensis (yerba mate), 675 nucleotides long. The record is from the annotation of a GenBank genome assembly. NCBI's taxonomy places the organism in Eukaryota, Viridiplantae, Streptophyta, Magnoliopsida, Aquifoliales, Aquifoliaceae.